UUAAUGAGGAUCGAAAGGGUGGUCUCAUAGCUUCCUCUGCCAUCUUCAUCCAAUCCCCAGCAAUCAUCUCGUCAAACUCCAGAACUUUCCUGCCCAGAUCCUUCCGAUUCUCAUCUCAAAAUGCUCCGCCCCGAUGCACUCAGAAUCAAAACUCAGUUCUCCUCCUCCUCCGCCGCCGAAUCACUCGCCAAUAACGACGAUCUUUUAGUCGAGAUCCUUGUCCGCUUACCCAUCCCAUCACUUCUACGAUUCAAAUCCGUUUCAAAACGUUGGUUCUCCCUAAUUUCCGAUCCCGAUUUCUCUCACCGUCGAAUCACUUUCUAUCCGCCCACUCCUUCAGGCAUCUUCUUGUCCCGUCCUUACACGUUUUCUGUUUCCCCCGGAUUUGAUUUCGUCGUUCUGCGCCCAAAUCCGCCUCAGGUGCCGUUUGAAUCUCUUGAACCUUCUGUGCCGAAGCGUAGAAUUGAAAUCCUGCAAUCCUGUAACGGCUUGUUGUUGCGUUGCAGCAACGGCAGAUCGUAUCGGAAGAACACUUAUUAUGUUUACAAUCCAACGACGAAGCAAUACACAACGUUCCCAAGGCUUCAGAUGUCCAAAACACAAAGUAGUAACCAUUGGCCCUAGUUUAGCAUACGAUCCAAUACGAUCAUCAAAUUACAAAGUCGUUUGCGUUCGAAGAUUAGAUUCCGAAAACUUCCAAAUCAAGAUUUACUCGCAUGAUUCUGGCUCCUGGAGGUCCUGGUGCAAGGUUGCGUUCCCAUUUUCAUUCAGCUUU
This is a messenger RNA of Cucurbita moschata (crookneck pumpkin), 775 nucleotides long. Its product is annotated as F-box protein At5g07610-like. NCBI's taxonomy places the organism in Eukaryota, Viridiplantae, Streptophyta, Magnoliopsida, Cucurbitales, Cucurbitaceae. The coding region runs from base 121 to 624 and encodes 167 amino acids. Gene Ontology annotation, molecular function: protein binding. The record is from RefSeq and is a predicted model, not a curated record. The transcript has a single exon.